Molecule: messenger RNA, 1020 nt
Organism: Cavenderia fasciculata
Lineage: Eukaryota; Evosea; Eumycetozoa; Acytosteliales; Cavenderiaceae
Exons: 3
Coding region: 1-1020 (339 amino acids)
Biological process (GO): tRNA modification
Source: RefSeq, a predicted model, not a curated record
AUGGGCAAUAAUCAACAACAACAACAACAAGAUGAUAUAUUCAACAAAGUGAUAGAAUCAAAUAAAUGGUUAUCAGAAAACUCAAAAUAUGUAAAGAUCAAUAAUGAAGAGAUUGAUAACUUUAUUAAAACUUUAUCAAAAGAACAAUAUAACAAGCAUUCAUCAUUGGUAACAUUUCCAUUAAACUUUUCAUCGAUUCAACAAGAAGUAUGCUUUUGGUUUAUAUUGGAUUUGAUCAAUAUUGGUAGUGGAUUUAGAAAAGAGUUGCAUGAGGUAUCGGAUAGAGGUGCCUAUGAGACUAUUUGCUAUGGAUUGCUUGUGUCAACCGAAGUACAACAACCAGAUCUGCCGGGUAUCUACACGUAUCGUGACUCUGUCGUCAAACCAUUGAUUGUCAACAUUCACAAAAUCUUAAAAGAGUCGGCAGAGAUUAUCUAUCGAUUGGGUCACUCUGACUUUGGUGCCUACGUACUAUCAUUGUACAAUGUCUAUGAUGCAGAACAAGGCCCAUUGGCAUCUACAUUGGUACAAGCACUUGUAGAUACAUUCCCAGCUUUCAAAGAUGAAGCUAAAUAUACCGACGGCGAAACAACAAAGACAAUCUACUUGGAAAAGAAGGCACAAUUGUUGGCAGCUGAUUUGUAUCGUCGUUUCAAAGAUACUGAUGCACGUUUUAAUUUCAUUGAUGUAGAUCGUAUGUCUAUCUUUACCGAUAAUGUCGUACCUGCCGUACUCAGAAAACUCAAUAUCCUCCAAGUCACCGACGAUACCUUGGUCCAACAAAUCAACCAAGGCAGAGAGUUACCCGCCCAAUCACCCCAAGAAGUAGAACUCCGUGGUCUUGCCAUCUAUGCAUCCCGUCUCAUUGUACAACGCGCAGCACAAAUCUUUUCAUCAACACCAGAAGAAAACUUUAUUGGCAACGAUGUUAAAUUGGAUUAUUAUCUUUGGAGUGUUGGUAAACAACCAGAAUAUAGAUCUUUUGAAAGACAUUCAACAAAACAAACUUUAUUUUAUUAA